Anastrepha ludens (Mexican fruit fly) is the source of this 840-nucleotide messenger RNA. RefSeq lists its product as uncharacterized. Gene Ontology annotation, biological process: positive regulation of voltage-gated potassium channel activity; regulation of synaptic transmission, cholinergic; sleep. The coding region runs from base 103 to 567 and encodes 154 amino acids. Lineage: Eukaryota; Metazoa; Arthropoda; Insecta; Diptera; Tephritidae. The transcript is spliced from 3 exons. The record is from RefSeq and is a predicted model, not a curated record.
UUAUGUCAAAUGUAAUAAGUUUAGUUUUUUAGGCUGCUUGUUUAUAUUUAUUAUAAAGUUCGAAUACGAUUUUAGCGCAUAUUUUUUUAAUUAUCGUUUAUAAUGAGUAAAGUAGUAAUUUGUGUGGUGUUAGUAUUGUCGCUCUGUACUGUUGGUUUGCUAGCCAUUCGUUGCUACCAAUGUUCAUCUGACCAGGACCGGAAAGGUUUCGACAGCUGUGGUGCCUAUAAACCAUUCAAUCGCACAGAACAUAUUCCUAUUGAAUGCAAUACUGAUGAAUCACAUAUGCCUGGAUCAUUCUGCAUGAAAGUGGUUCAACAAGGGCCACGAGGUUUCAUUUGGGAUGGACGUUGGCGACAAGUUAUUCGCCGCUGCGCUUCAGUAUCGGACACUGGUGUGACUGGUGUUUGUAACUGGGGCGUAUAUGAAAAUGGCGUCUAUUGGGAAGAAUGUUACUGCUCAAACGACAGUUGCAAUGAUGCGCAAAGUAUCAUUUUAUCAAAAAUGACAUUGGGCGUUGUAAUCGUUGCAAUUUUACUGAACUUCAACUGGAAACUUUUGAUUUAACAAAAAUGAAUGAUAUUUAUAACCAUUCCGUCCAUUAACGUAAAUUUCCAACAUGGGAAUCCAUUUUUGGAGCAACCCUAUUGUAAUUAUAAGUGCCUUAUAGUAUGCAUUUUUUCUUUAAGUUUACAAUUUAAAAAUAUAUUUACUACAUAUAAUUUUUUGGACCACUUCACUGCAUACAAAUUGUUAUACACAAUAAAAUACACAACAACUAGUAUAAAUAAGACUUCACAUUUCUUCUGCGUCGGGAUCCUUCGAAUCUCUCAUAACUUU